This is a messenger RNA of Penaeus chinensis, 1149 nucleotides long. RefSeq lists its product as uncharacterized. The record is from RefSeq and is a predicted model, not a curated record. The transcript has 7 exons. The coding region runs from base 1 to 1149 and encodes 382 amino acids. Lineage: Eukaryota; Metazoa; Arthropoda; Malacostraca; Decapoda; Penaeidae.
AUGACCUUCGACCUGCUUUCCAAGCCCCGAGGGAACUUAGGUCGAAGUCCAUCUCUCAACUGGGCUUGGGUAGAUCCUCCAUCUUCACAACUACCGUUGGCUAGCACACAGCCACUAGUGGCUGAUCCACCAAUCAGUGAGACACCACCUUCCAUUGAAGAGGAGGUACUGGGGAUUACAGAUAUGGAGGGCGCGGAGGUACAGGUACUCUCUUUACAUGGAGAGGAGGGGGAGAGCAUAUGGCAACACCGAUCGUCUGAGAGUAAAAGCGAAAAGAAAUUAGACUACACACACAGACAAAUCAGCUGGAGGAAGACGAGAAUCGUCGGCGGGGUGCCUCCUCUGAGGGAAAGCGAGGACGUUAUCAAGGACGAUGUCCAAACUCACCAUGGUCGCCGGGGAGACACCACGGACGAUGCAGUCCUGAGAGUGGCGAAGAUCCAGUCUGGGGCUCGUCCUCGGCCGCGUUUCCAUCGGGAAAGUCCUGACGUUGUUCUUUUAAACUCUACCUCUAUCACUAACUCCUAUGCUAUCAAACACUUCGGCUACACGUCAAGACAAUCACGAAACGGCUGGAUAGAAACAGAACCAGAGCAGAUUAUCCACCUGGAUAAUCUGGACGACACAUGCGAACUCCGUGCACCCAUCUUGCUGGAGGAGGUAAAACAAAUAAUAAUGAGGUUUCCUCGAAAGGCUCCGGGCUCCUCUCAGAUCGGACGUGACGUACUCAUACAGCUUCCUGACAACAUUUUACGAGCUAUGACGUACCUUUAUAACACUUCCUUGGCCUCUGGCUACUAUCCCUCACCUUUCAAAACUGCUUUAGUGGCCCUCAUCCCUAAGCCAAACAAAGACCUAACCGACCCCAAGAAUUACCGCCCAAUUAGUUUACUAGAGACAUUAGGCAAAAUUUUUGAAAAAAUAAUUAACUCCCGACUAAGGCGGUAUCUCGACGAUCAUGACUUACUCUCCUCAAAACAAUUCGGCUUCCGCUCUCACCGAUCGACUAAUGACGCACUGACUAUACUGACUAAUUACUGUCUUAACAACAAAGACAGAAGACUAAAGACGGUUCUCGUAACCAAGGACGUGGAGCGAGCCUUCGACACGGUCUGGCAUGCUGGCUUGAAGUACAAACUGUGUCCAUAA